Molecule: messenger RNA, 1380 nt
Organism: Camellia sinensis
Lineage: Eukaryota; Viridiplantae; Streptophyta; Magnoliopsida; Ericales; Theaceae
Product: calmodulin-like protein 3
Molecular function (GO): calcium ion binding
Source: RefSeq, a predicted model, not a curated record
UCAAUGAUGAAAACGCCUUUCUACUAACCCGCAAAAAUCCAUACUCUUCUCUUUCAUUCUUCUCUUGUCUAUUAUAGUCUAUUUGUACCUUUCUUUUGUUGAUUAUAAAAAAAUAAUAAUAAUAAAUCCUAUUUUCUCUCUCUCCCCUUAGUUUUUCUCUCUUCCACUCAAACUAGUAGAAGAAGAAGAAGAAGAUGAUGUUGAUAGCCAUAACAUUGCUAUCUCUUCUCUUCAUAGUUGGCCUUUCACUCACUGUAUUCAAAUUCCAAACCAACAAGUUGAUAGAAUGGAUUCAAUCCUUUUUAGCGGAAAGAUUUUCACAACACGUUCGCAACAAGCCAGCCGCGGCGGCCGACAAAAAGCCGAAGAGGAGUGCCGGCUCCGCCGUCCAUAACAAGGCGGAGCUGAGGAGCGUCUUCGCCACGUUCGACAAGAACAACGACGGCUUCAUAACGAAGAAAGAGCUCUCAGAAUCGCUCAAUAACAUUGGAAUACACAUGACGUUGCAAGAAGUGGAAGAGAUGGUUGAGAAGGUGGAUUCUAAUGGUGAUGGGUUGAUUGAUCUUGAUGAGUUUUGCGAGUUGUUCGAGUCGGUGGUGGGGCUUGAUGGGGUGGUUGGUGGCGGUGGAGAGGAGGAGGAGGAGGAGGAGGAGGAGGGUGGUAGUGGUGGGGGGAGUGACUUGAAGGAGGCUUUUGAUGUGUUUGAUGGGGAUAGAGAUGGGUUGAUAACAGUGGAGGAGUUGGGAAUGGUGUUGUCUUCUUUGGGAUUGAAGGAAGGGCAGAGGUUGGAGAGUUGCAAGGAGAUGAUAAGGAAAGUUGACAUGGAUGGAGAUGGGAAGGUUAAUUUUGAUGAGUUUAAGAAGAUGAUGAAAUCUUCUGAAAGGCUUAUUCCAGUUUCCUAACUCUCUCUCUCUCUCUACUCCAAUUCUAAUUGUGCAUAUAAAUGGUGGAAAUCCUUAUCACAAUGUCUUUAAUUUUUCUUUCCAAAUAGCCUCAAUCAGUUUCUUGAUGGUCAUCAAUGCCAGUUUUUUGUAAUGUUGUUGGAAGAUGGUGAGUAGAUUUUGGUGAAGCACAUGGAAUAGUGGUGCAAAUAGACGAAAUAAAUUGUUUCUUUCCCUUCAAUGUCACAUGGAGAAGUCUUGGCGAUUUGUCAAACUCUAGGUCUUUCUUUACGAGGUCUUUUGUUUUGUUUUGUUCUUUUAUAGGGAUAAGUUUUCUAUUACCAUGUCUAGUAAUAGACAAAAGUGUAUACUGGUUUGUUGCUUGUAAUUUUAGAUUUCAACUGGGAUGUCUAUGCCAAGUAUGUAUAAAGAACACAGUUUGUAAAACUUGUUGUGGCGUGUAUGUAUAUAUCAAAAAUGUUUAAGCGCACAAAAAGUA